UGGCUCCAUCUGGUUAAUCGGUUCUUCUCUUCGGUUCCCCCUGUUGGCAGAAUUUGAUUUCACUCUAAUUCUGUUUUCUCCUGUUUCUUGUUUAUUAAAUUGUUUCAUCCGGUCUCCAAUUAAUUUAUCACUAAAGACAACAUGGCGAUGAGUGCUCUUGCUACCAAGUUUGGUCCCACUUUUAAUAUUGCCAAAAAUGCCUCAUCUAAAUUACCAAUUAAACAGAUGUUGAAGAUUAAUGGAGCCACUAGUGUUCAGGCUUUCCGAUGUAUUAGUAAUUCUACACCAAGGAAAGCUGCUUCUGCUGAGGUUUCAUCUAUUUUAGAGGAACGAAUUCUUGGUAAAACAUCUUCAGUUGAUCUUGAGGAGACCGGUCGAGUCUUGAGCAUCGGUGAUGGUAUCGCUCGUGUCUAUGGUCUUAAGAAUAUCCAGGCCGAAGAGAUGGUUGAAUUCUCUAGUGGUCUUAAGGGUAUGGCUCUUAACUUGGAGCCUGAUAACGUAGGUAUUGUCGUUUUCGGUAAUGACAAACUUAUCAAAGAAGGAGAUAUUGUCAAGCGAACUGGUGCUAUCGUCGAUGUACCUGUUGGUGAUGGACUAUUAGGGCGUGUAGUUGAUGCUUUGGGUAAUCCAAUUGAUGGAAAGGGUCCAGUCAACAGUAAACAACGAUCUCGAGUCGGAGUUAAAGCACCCGGUAUCAUUCCUAGAAUCAGUGUUAGGGAACCUAUGUUGAGUGGAAUCAAAGCCGUAGACAGUUUAGUACCAAUUGGUAGAGGUCAACGAGAGUUGAUCAUUGGUGAUCGUCAAACUGGUAAAACUGCCAUUGCUAUUGAUACUAUUAUCAAUCAAAAGCGUUUCAAUGAAUCUGACGACAACAAGAAGAAACUUUUCUGUAUCUACGUUGCUAUCGGUCAAAAGAGAUCAACAGUCGCUCAAAUUGUAAAGCGAUUAACUGAUGCUGAUGCCAUGAAGUACACCAUCGUUGUUUCCGCUACUGCCUCUGAUGCAGCUCCUCUUCAAUACCUUGCACCAUAUUCUGGUUGUGCUAUGGGAGAGUUUUUCCGAGACAAUGGAAUGCACGCUUUAAUUAUUUUUGACGAUCUUUCCAAGCAGGCUGUUGCCUAUCGUCAAAUGUCUCUUCUUUUACGUCGACCUCCCGGUCGUGAGGCUUACCCUGGUGACGUCUUCUACCUUCACUCUCGUCUAUUGGAAAGAGCUGCUAAAAUGAACGAAACUCAUGGUGGUGGUUCAUUAACUGCUCUUCCAGUUAUUGAAACACAGGCUGGUGACGUAUCUGCAUAUAUUCCUACCAAUGUUAUCUCUAUUACCGAUGGUCAAAUUUUCUUAGAAACUGAACUUUUCUACAAAGGUAUUCGACCUGCAAUUAAUGUCGGUUUAUCUGUAUCUCGUGUCGGAUCUGCUGCUCAAACUCGAGCCAUGAAGCAAGUCGCUGGUUCCAUGAAACUUGAAUUAGCCCAAUAUCGUGAAGUCGCUGCUUUCGCUCAAUUUGGUUCUGAUUUGGAUGCUGCAACCCAACAAUUGCUUUCCAGAGGUGUUCGUUUGACUGAGCUUCUUAAACAAGGUCAAUAUGUUCCCAUGCCAAUUGAGGACCAAGUAGCCGUUGUUUACACCGGUGUCCGAGGUUAUCUAGAUAAACUUGACCCAUCAAAGAUUGGUGAAUUUGAGCGACAAUUUUUAGCCCACAUUAAAUCAUCACACUCAGAUAUUCUUAAAGCUAUUGCCACCGAGGGUAAAAUUAGUGAUACCGUUGAUGCUAAAUUGAAGCAGGUUGUUACCGAUUUCAUGGCCACUUUCACCGCUUAAAAAGAGAUAGAGAAAGAAAUUUAAACAACAAUUUUCUCCUUAUGAAGAAAAGAACCUUUUUUUUCUCGGUGUAAACCCUUUAACUCCCCUCCCUUUCUCUCUCUUCACCAUCUACCACCACCCAGAUAUAGCAAUCAACAUCAAUCAACUAAUUUCACAACAAAAUUGUUUAGGUUGUUUAGUAAGAAAAAAUUGAUUAUCAAUCCUCAAAAAAGAAGAAGAUUUAACUAAUUAUGAUGGAAAAUGCGAAGAAAAGAAAAAAUUUGGAACCAAGUAUACAAUUAAAACUGGUCAAUGUUUCCAACAAUCAACAAACCACCAUCUUAAAAACUGGUCAACUACCAAUUGUAUAAAUUUAAAAACAAUCUAAUUGUGACCAUGUUAAUUGUUUCCUCACUUCCUAAUAUAUUAUGUAUAAGUUAAAAUAAUUUACCAUCUCAGUUGCAUUGAAAAAAAAUAAUUAAAAGAAAACAUGUCAUCAGUUUUAAAUUCAA
Messenger RNA from Panonychus citri (citrus red mite), 2315 nucleotides. It is a transcript of the gene blw, whose product is annotated as ATP synthase subunit alpha, mitochondrial-like. The transcript has 8 exons. Gene Ontology annotation, biological process: proton motive force-driven ATP synthesis; proton transmembrane transport. The record is from RefSeq and is a predicted model, not a curated record. Bases 142 to 1821 code for a protein of 559 amino acids. Gene Ontology annotation, molecular function: ADP binding; ATP binding; proton-transporting ATP synthase activity, rotational mechanism. NCBI's taxonomy places the organism in Eukaryota, Metazoa, Arthropoda, Arachnida, Trombidiformes, Tetranychidae.